AUGUGUCGGUGGAUAACACUUCUUUCGGCUGAUUCAGUAUCUUUAUCGGAUAUUAUUCUGGCUCCCUCAAAUUCUCUCGUGCAGCUAAGUAAGGACGCUUCUUUUCAUCCCGGUUACUCCGAUACGAACAACCAUGUUAUGAACGGCGACGGCUUCGGGGUGGGAUGGUACCACACCAACGUCGCAACAUGUCCUUACGAAGAAAGUGUACACCCAUUUCACACGAAGGGCUUCCACGGAUCCGACGAACAUAAGGGCUCCAGCCAAACUUUAGCAGCGGUCUUUAAAGAUACUCAACCAGCCUGGAAUAAUGCAAAUUUGCGGGAGAUUUGCAUGGCAACCCGAAGCGACUGCAUCAUUGCUCACGUUCGUGCUGCUUCCAAGAACACCGGAGUCAGUCAGGCUAAUUGCCACCCCUUUAAAGCAGGAAGACUAUUGUUUUGCCAUAAUGGACGGAUCGAUAAUUUUUCGCUCAUCCGGAGAGCCAUGAUGGCACACUUAUCCGACGAAGCCUACGUCGCUGUUCGUGGUACGACCGAUUCCGAAUGUAUCUUUGCCAUGAUUCUGACCUACCUUGCUAGAGACGAUAGUGGUGAGCCCUCGCCCUUUGUCCAAACGACUACAUUUGGACACAGUCGUAUUGCUGCGGCCAUUAAGAAGACUUUGCGCACGAUCGAAAUUAUGCUGCACGAGCACGGUCUCACGGAGGGCUACUGCACCUUCAAUUUCUCAUGUACAGAUGGAGAGUCGGUUGUUGUCACGCGCUUUUGCGACAAGUCACCCGAUAUUCCACCACCUUCCCUGUAUUUUGCUUACGGCAAUGCCCAGAGAUUGUAUAGUGAACUCACAAGCGAAGACCCUGUUUCGUUUGUUAGUCAGCAGAGUUCAUCGGACGACAGUUCGUUGGACAAGGCCGAUUCCGACAACGGUAGUGAUACUGAUUCGGAGACGACCUAUAACGAAAAACCAGUUCUUUUAGACAAACUCGAAAGCAGGCCGGGCCGUCUCUUUCCCGAUGUCGAUGCCCAGACGGCCUGCUUUAUUGUGGCCAGCAAUCCUUUGACUCGGACGCACACAUGGCAUCCAAUGCCGCGUAACUCGAUCAUGUGGUGCACGCGUGGAUCCCCUCCUGAGCUUCGUUUGUUGCGUUUGCGCUCUCGCACGGCCUCAAUGCUACGCACGCAUCUGCCCACGAAAGGCGACUUGGGAUUUUCGAUUGUGUCGACGCCUCCGACGCUCAAGGAUCUAGAGUUCAUGAACCUGACGGAAUCUGAUAUUGUGGGCCAGGCUGCCUAG
This is a messenger RNA of Phaeodactylum tricornutum CCAP 1055/1, 1296 nucleotides long. RefSeq lists its product with no specific name. The transcript is spliced from 2 exons. Bases 1 to 1296 code for a protein of 431 amino acids. The record is from RefSeq and is a predicted model, not a curated record. NCBI's taxonomy places the organism in Eukaryota, Bacillariophyta, Bacillariophyceae, Surirellales, Neidiaceae.